CUCCUCCUGCGCGCCCCUCCGCGCGGCCCUCGCAGGGAGUGGGGCUCGGGUGCGCCGGCAGGGCCGCGCGGCGGCAGCAGGCGGGGGCGCGUGGCGCGGGCCGCGCUCGGGGAGGCGCCUGGGCCCGCCCUCCUCCGGGGCGCCGCGGGAGGGGCCCGGGUUGGCGCGGGGCGGGGAGAGCCGCCUGGCCCCUCCCCUCCGCCGCCCUCCCCAAAGUUGCCGUCUCCCCCGGGGCCGGCCGGUCUUAUGAUCCGGCGGAUCCUCCUGGGGAGGCCGGGCCGGGGAGAGGGCGCGGGCGCCGAGUGGCGGGGGCAGCGGGCGGGCGCGGCGACCGGGGCCGGGGCGGGGAUCCGGGCGGCGACCGCGGCGGCGGCAGCGCCCCGGGCCCGCCGCCCCCUCCCCUCCUGCGAGGGGAGCCGCUGCAUGGGGCCGGGGGGGCGGCCCUGCGGCGCGGAGCGGCGGCGACGGCGGCGGACCCCCCAGGCGGGCUGGGGCUGAGCCCGGGGCCGGGGCGGGGGCUCCGGGGGGACCAUGCCCGGAGGCCGGCCGGCAGCAGCAUGGCUCACGGGCCCGGCGCGCUGAUGCUCAAGUGCGUGGUGGUCGGCGACGGGGCGGUGGGCAAGACGUGCCUACUCAUGAGCUAUGCCAACGACGCCUUCCCGGAGGAGUACGUGCCCACCGUCUUCGACCACUACGCAGUCAGCGUCACCGUGGGGGGCAAGCAGUACCUCCUAGGACUCUAUGACACGGCCGGACAGGAAGACUAUGACCGUCUGAGGCCUUUAUCUUACCCAAUGACCGAUGUCUUCCUUAUAUGCUUCUCGGUGGUAAAUCCAGCCUCAUUUCAAAAUGUGAAAGAGGAGUGGGUACCGGAACUUAAGGAAUACGCACCAAAUGUACCCUUUUUAUUAAUAGGAACUCAGAUUGAUCUCCGAGAUGACCCCAAAACUUUAGCAAGACUGAAUGAUAUGAAAGAAAAACCUAUAUGUGUGGAACAAGGACAGAAACUAGCAAAAGAGAUGUCAGCACAUGUGGACGCCACACAGCAGGGACUCUGCUCUUUCGUUCAGUUCACUGACAUAUCCCCAGGACCUAAACAGUGCUUGACAUAUAGUAGAUACCCAGUAAAUAUGUGAUAGGAGCAUGCUGCUAUGUGGAAUGUUCAGCUUUAACCCAGAAGGGAUUGAAGACUGUUUUUGAUGAGGCUAUCAUAGCCAUUUUAACUCCAAAGAAACACACUGUAAAAAAAAGAAUAGGAUCAAGAUGUAUAAACUGUUGUUUAAUUACGUGAGAAACAUCUUCAGUGGCCAAGGAAACUGUCCAUUUCUCUCAGAAAGCAAAUGAAAUGCUACAGCUAUACCCAGACCUUUUAUAGGUAAUGAAGCAGUUCAAAACUUGAAAGAAAACAAAACCUGUCCUCAGAAUUCUAUAAAGUGUAUUAAGAAUGUUCCUUAAAGGUUUAAGAAGCAGUAAGCAGCAUCUGAAGCCACAAUCUAUUAUAAAUACUUUAUUUCAACUAGAAGGUACAAUCUCUCAGGGGUUUCAUAGUUUAAAAAGCUACAAUCACAUCAUGUUGUAACUACGUAAAAAACAGAGCUGUAAAUGGAACUGCUUGGCUUUGACCAUACACAUUUCUGCCCAGCCCUUACAGAAUCUGCACAAAGAAAUAUCUCCCUUUGCUCCAGUUAAUUGUUCUUGUAUGUAAGUUGCUUUCUAUUCCAGUAUAUCCAGAGUGGUGAAAUAACAAGGCCAGCCACGUAGCCAAAGGUCGCUCCAAGCGUACAGGAGAUGGGCCAUACCUGAGGAGAGAAUGUAUGAGAUCAAAAAAGAACAAAUGUUUUAUUAUUACUUGAGCACAAGUGUAACCUAAAUAUUUCUAUAUUAAAGCUUAAUGUGCUUUCUUAAAGAAUGCCAAAAGUGUAAUAAGGUCAUAACUGCAUUUAUCAUGAACACUAAAAAUGUACACAUUUUAGUUAAUGUGCAUUAAACUGUAACAAGGCUUCUGGCAAUUGUAGAUUUAGUUUGACGCUCCCCAAAGUGCAUGAGACACAUGCUAAAAUUACAAAUUAAAAUUUUGGGUCAGACUUUGCCAUAAUGAUAGACUCAAUUUAGCUCUCUGAACUAGUUGGUAAUUUUUUUUUUUUAAUUCCCACUUUGGCUGUGUACAUCAAAUGAAAUGAGAAGUGUGUAUGCUGACCAAACCACAAGAAACUUUCUUUAAGUUGUGUUAAAGAGGAAAGACCUAGAAUCCAAGCGUGUUACAUGAAAAUUGUAACAGAGCAGCUGCUUCCACCUUUCAGAUAUAGAUGUUGGAACCACAGCAGAAGUUAUAGAGCGACAACUUAUAUACACACCUAGAAUGUAAGUUAAACAAAAUACCGGCUUCCAGAGACCCCUUUUCUCCAGCCAUAUUACAUCAGGCUAGAAGUAAUUAAUGUUGAUUUAUUUCAUCUACAAGCAGUUGGUCCCUAAGUGAAAGGCUCUGCUUGAAAAAAAAAAGAAAAAAAAGUUGGAGGAAAAUUUUCAUGUUCUUCUGUGAAGCUUAUUUGGUACACUGGAGCCAUUUCUAAUCUUUCUCUGGGGGGAACAGGCCACAGAACUGUGUUAGAGGUGAACCAUCUUAAUUACUAGUUCUAUUACCUAAUUCAGCUUCCUUGUUUGGUCUGCUGUGGAUCUGCCUUAUUGCAUAUGCCAUGCAUCAGAUAAUGGAUGCAUCAGAUAAUGGUGUUAGACAAAGCUUCAUUGUGAACAACCUAAUGCAUUUUAGAGAAACAAUCUCAUCACAUUUUUUCUAGCCUUUCCUACAUUUAAACUUGCUGUUGCCCAAAUUAUAAUUUUUUAAAUGUCUUUGGUGGGCUUCUGUUAAUUCACAUGACUUGAGCUUAUAGCUAUGUCUACUGCACAGAUUGGGUAAUGGAACACUAAACUUUUAUACUUGAAAAUGACAGCCUUAAAUGCUCAUAUCAGUCACAAAUCUAGGAUGUACUGUCUUGUUGUAUGUGAGCUUUGUAGAGAUUUUUAAAAAUAUAAGCAUCACCUUCCCAUUGAAGAGUGGAGAGAGUCUACUGGAUGACUGGCCAGGAACUUUCUCUCUGAAUCGGACAUUUGGAUGUCUUCUUUCUUCCAAGAAAUGGUGGUUCACAUUAAAGUAUCAUGGCCUUAUGUAUGCUCAAAUGGAAUCUUAUGUAACUUUCUUAUUUAAUUUUGGUCUGCUUAUUUUUAGAUAAAAUUGAAAGGAAUUGUAUAAAUCAAUUAACAUAUUAGCUGAGUUGUCCAACACAUGGUAUAAACGAAUUACAACAGUAAACUAUUACACAUUUCCAACUUGCCUUUGGGGAUUUAUGAGGAUUUUUUUUGGUGGGGGGAGGGGGCUCCAAUUCAUAUCUCUGAAACCCUUCACACUUGGUUUACUAAUUCAAAGUUAGAAGUCUAGAAUUUGCCCUGCCCUAACAGAAACAGAUUAGGAAUUUGUCUACACAAACUGGUGUCACCUGUUUCUUGACUGGGAUUUGGUUUCCUCAUUAUAAAUAUGGGAGGUAGAACAGAGAUCUCCAACGUCUCUCCCAUUUAUCACAGUAAUUUUCUUAUUCACAGUAAUCAUUGUUGGAUGUUACCUUUUCAGCUUCACAUUCUCAAGAUGGUAAAAAUCAUGUAUAUAGAUUAUCAGAACUCUAAGCAAAGAUGACUGUCACAUCUGAAGCUGAGGUGCCUUAGGUACUCUACUGACCUUGAUGGGUUUGGAGUUCCCCAUUGCUUAUCAAGAGCUUUUUAAUUGCUUUGGUUCUUUAGUUUUUCUUUUUGCAAAAAUCCUUCCUGUCACUUUAACUAAAAACCAAAGAUUUGUUUUCUAUUGAUAAGCAGACUAGAGAAAAACUGCCUUAUUUUCAGAAGCAUGUCUUCAUUCAAAGCUUAGGCUUCAAUAGAAAUUCAGACUAAUCACUGAAAUGACUAUUUCAAACUAGUGAAAUAUCUGGGAAAUAAACUGCUUCAAAAAUAUUUUACUGACAUGAAUUUUGCUAGUGAAUACAAAUACACUGCCUCAAAUAAGGCCAUGUAUGAAUGAACUUACAAGAUAUUUGAGUUAAUCAGUGUUUGCAUAUAGAGAAUUAGUUCUAAAGUUCUUAAAAAUAAAUUUAGGGGCUCCCUGAAAUUUUAUUUAAUACUUUGCUAACUUACACUCUUGUUUUAUCUCCACAGGUACAUUUUAGGUUAGCUCAUGGUGAAUUCUAUUUACAAUAAGUGGAGCUUGGAUUAAUGGGUUUUGUUAUGAAUUAUCUUAGUGACUUUAGACACUGUUUCCAUUUGAUUUUUAACUAUUUAAAAUACCAAAUUAAAUACCAGUUUGUUGGUUGUUACUUUUAAAUGAUUGUUACUUUAACAGUGUCCCUUCUUAACACAUGGGGUUACAAAUAAAAUACUAUGCAUAGUUUACUAUCUACGUAAAGCACUGAACUUUUUACCUUAGUAGUUUUUAUUUAUUACCCUAUGUAAACAUUUAGGAUAAUACUCUUUCCUCUAUUUAUGCUGAGAGUCUACUAAUCAUUGGCAAAGUAUGAGUCCCUAUACUCUGUUAAAAAAAGCUCACUGUUAAAGUAUAGGGAGAAUAGUAAUCCCUCAUGAAUCCCAGCUAGAUUCCAAUUUGGGUUACUAAAUUGUAUUUUAAUCAUUUUGUAAUUUCAGUAUGGCUCUUUGUUCUCAAACACAUACAUACCACCACGCACAUUCUUUUAAACAGCUGCCACACCUCACCUCCAACAGAAUGCCAAAAAUGAAAUGUUAAAAAAUUUUGUCUAAUGAAGGGUUACGGCUUGGAACACUUGGUUAUUCAUGUUAUGUAAAUCAAGAAGUGCAUGCCAUCAGCAAAUUAAAAUGUGGACUGGCUUUGAAGACUGUUAA
This is a messenger RNA of Homo sapiens (human), 4896 nucleotides long. RefSeq names its product ras homolog family member Q (gene RHOQ). Gene Ontology annotation, molecular function: G protein activity; GTP binding; GTPase activity. Gene Ontology annotation, cellular component: cytoplasm; plasma membrane; membrane raft. The record is from RefSeq and is a predicted model, not a curated record. The coding region runs from base 558 to 1136 and encodes 192 amino acids. Gene Ontology annotation, biological process: cellular response to insulin stimulus; actin cytoskeleton organization; cortical actin cytoskeleton organization. The transcript is spliced from 6 exons. Lineage: Eukaryota; Metazoa; Chordata; Mammalia; Primates; Hominidae.